GGCGUUUUCCGUCCACGGUCGGAGUGCAGAUUUUAGAAUCGGCCAGGUGAGAAGAAAUGGCCUCCAAAGGGAAGACUCCCACGUCAAAGCCCGCCAGAACCUGUGCCACCAAACCAGCUUCCCACGAGUCGUCCUGCUUGAAGGUCAUGAACGACUUCAGAAAAGAGGGCGAGUUCUGUGACGUGGUUCUGGUGGUCCAGGGGAGACGGUUUCCUGCCCAUCGAGUGGUUUUGGCUGCUGCCAGUCACUUCUUCCGCCUGAUGUUGACCACUAACAUGAAGGAGUCGGCGUCUCGUGAGUUGGAGCUGAGGGACGUUGAGCCAGAAGUCGUCGAGCAGUUGACUGAAUAUCUCUACACGGCCCGGGUCUCGGUGAACGAGGGCAACGUCCAGUCGCUGCUGCUCACAGCCGAUCUGUAUCAGAUUGAUCCCGUGAAGACCAAGUGCCUGGACUUCCUGAGGGAACGGAUCAACGCUUCCAACUGUCUGGGUGUAUCAGCCCUGGCAGAUUUGAUCAGUUGUCCCAGACUGAAGGCUAAAGCGGAGAACUUCGCUGUGCACAACUUCACAGAAGUGGUCAAAUGUUCUGAAUUUCUUCAACUUGAGGAGAGUCGGCUCCUGAAACUGCUGCAGCACAACAGUCUGUCCUGUUCUGAGGAGAAGAUAUACGAAGCUGCGUUGCUCUGGCUGAAGCACGACCUGUCCAACAGGCGGCAACAUCUAGAGGAGGUGUUGAGUUGCGUUUGCUUCCCUCUGAUCCCCCACGUCUUCCUCUCUGAGACCGUGCAGCACGAGCCCCUGGUCCAGAACAACCAAAAGUGCCUGAGGAUGCUCAUAAGUGGGUUAACGUACUACCUCUCGCCCAGCCAGGACCACAAGGACCUGUCCAUGAAGAUCCAUUCUCGCCUUAAACCAAUGCUGCGCGUCGCUGUGUUGCAAACCACGGCGCCCAAACUCGGCCACUCCUUCAACCCCAGAAACUACAGCUUGACGUCCAUUGGCUGCGAUUUUUGGGAAUGCAAAGAAGCGGUGGCGGUCUACUGCAACGGCCUGGUUUACAUGUUGAGCGGCUGGAACGGCUGGAGCAGUAGGGGCACCAGAUGCGUCGACUGCUACAGCGUUGGGCAGAAAAUCUGGUUCUCCAAGCCAGAGCUGCCCAGACCUCGAGUGGACCUGGCUGCCUGUGCUUCCCGGGGGAAGAUCUACGUAUCUGGGGGAACGCUUGAUUGCGGUCGCUCGACUUGUAACUUUGACUGCUUCAACACGGAGACAAACUUGUGGCAAACUGAACCAAACAUGUUAAACGCCCGCUCCUGCCAUGCAUCGGUGGCGGACAGGGGGCUCGUCUACAUUUGUGGAGGAUGGAACCAGAAGGAGAUCACCAACCGCUUCGAGGUCUACAACCCAAACACCCAACAGUGGACGGAGUUACGCCCCAUGAGGCAAGCCAGGAAGAACCAUGGUCUGGUGGUGGUCCAGAACAGGAUUUAUGCAGUUGGAGGACAGGGUCCACAGGGCUUCUUAAAAUCGAUUGAGGGGUACGACCUCGUCACGGAGGAGUGGUGCGACUGUGCAUCAAUGCCACAUCCACAAGCUGUGAAGUGUGCUGCUGUUGGCGGCAUCAUCUAUGUGCUGGCAUGCAAAACCUAUGGUACGGGCCGAAAACCAGUUCUGGAAUAUCAUACGAAAACGGACAGGUGGGUCUUUUCCGAGAAGAUGAACCAGUUCUCGUUCAUAAACUCGGCCAUCUGUGCGAUCAAUGCUUGAAUGGAGCCAAAAUGGCUCCGUCUGCCAAAAAGACUGAAUUUUAAUAAUUUAAUGUUUGAGUGUUUU
Messenger RNA from Nematolebias whitei (Rio pearlfish), 1832 nucleotides. RefSeq names its product kelch-like protein 7. The transcript is spliced from 13 exons. Gene Ontology annotation, molecular function: protein binding. The coding region runs from base 57 to 1766 and encodes 569 amino acids. The record is from RefSeq and is a predicted model, not a curated record. NCBI's taxonomy places the organism in Eukaryota, Metazoa, Chordata, Actinopteri, Cyprinodontiformes, Rivulidae.